Molecule: messenger RNA, 633 nt
Organism: Spirodela intermedia
Lineage: Eukaryota; Viridiplantae; Streptophyta; Magnoliopsida; Alismatales; Araceae
Source: the annotation of a GenBank genome assembly
AUGAAGAUAUUUACAAAUUUCUUCAAUUCCUCUCCUUCAUCCACUCAUCUCCAGAAGAAAAGCGCGAACUGCAAGUCCAAGGAGAGGCCUACGUCCCCAUCCGACGCGCUGUCGUCCGCGUCGAGCAACUCCCCAAUCUCCAGCGGUUCCUUCGGCAAGUGCACCGCCGCCCCGCCGACCCCACCUUCGGUCAUCCUUCGCCCUCACCCAGACGACUGGUCCGCCCCCACAGAGCUCCGUCCCAAGAUCACGAAGGAGGAGUGGGAGCUUGUGCUCAGGCUGUUGGGAAACUCCGGCCACCUGGCCGCAGAGGAGGCAGCUGCGAUAUUGCACGAGGCCAACGGCGAUGGCGACUGUGGCAUAAACCUAAGCAAUUUUGGGGCGCUUGGGUCCUCGACCGGUGGGGAAGGUUCCGUGGAGGAGGAGCUGAAGGGUGCCUUCAGAGUCUUCGACUCCGAUGGUGACGGGAGGAUAUCGGCGGAGGAGCUGCUGGGAGUCUUCCUCACCCUGGGUGACGAUGGGUGUACUCUGGAGGACUGCCGCCGGAUGAUUGGCGGAGUCACCUCCCGUGACGACGGAUUCGUCUGCUUCGACGACUUCGUUCGCAUGAUGUCCGGCCAGAUAGGUCUGUGA